Messenger RNA from Acanthopagrus latus (yellowfin seabream), 1191 nucleotides. Its product is annotated as complement C1q and tumor necrosis factor-related protein 9-like. Lineage: Eukaryota; Metazoa; Chordata; Actinopteri; Spariformes; Sparidae. The transcript has 3 exons. The coding region runs from base 525 to 1040 and encodes 171 amino acids. Gene Ontology annotation, molecular function: protein binding. The record is from RefSeq and is a predicted model, not a curated record.
UUGGAAGGCGUGGCUGUUUAUUUCUCAUUUCGAUUCAGAAAGUCCCUCCAUAUUUAGGUUUACUUACUAAUCAUGUUGAAUAUAGUCGCUGAGGAGUAAGAUCAGUCUAAAGAAACGUGAUCACAAUGUGUGACGUGAGUUUCACCUUUGCAAACAGGCAGUGUGUAAUUAGUACAGACAAACAACUCUGUCACUGCAUAACCAUUGCUUAAGAAACUUUGCAAACUGCUGUCUGUUCCACUAUUAGUCAGUUACUGAACUACCUGAGAUGCUAAUACUGUGCAAAAACAGAUGUUGUUGCAACAUGUCUGUGCUGUCACUCUGUGGUCUGUUCAGUCAGCAACAGUCUCCGCACGAGUGCCACUUCCUUCCCUCACCAAUGGCAAAAUGUGUGAAACACGCUGCAUAAACACUGUGCUGUUGCUCUGUUAUUGGUGUAUAACCAUUAAACAUGUUGAGUCAGCAGGUGACACUCUGUAAACCAGAAAAACAGCCUCACAUUGUGUCCCUGUGAUGUUCAGCUGAUGGCUGAGGGAGAGAAAAAUCACAACACUCCUCUGCAAGGAAGCAACAGAGGCGCGUUAGAUCGUCAUCAGUCUUCAGUCAUGGCAUAUGACACUUCCUCACACGGCAGACCUGUCGCCUUCACGGCCAAGCUGAAAAUCGACGACAGCCACCCAAAACACUCCGGAGUCCUGAAGUUUGCCAACGUGCUGGUCAACGAGGGAGGAGGCUACAGUCCUGACACAGGCAUCUUCUCCUGCCCCGUGGACGGCCUCUAUCACUUCAUGGUGCACAUGACGGUGUACGGAUGCGGACAGUGUGCCAUAUUCAAGAACGGAGAGAAAGUAGUGUCCCUGUAUCACAGGAAUCUGCCGGAUAGACUCAGUUAUAACAGCAGCCAGGUGGCCAGUGUCGGCAGCGUGGUCAAACUGUCCAAGAAAGAUGAGGUCUGGAUUAAUUUAUGGGGGCAGGGUCGACAUGACAUCUUUGCAACAGAAGAUAAUGAUACUAUCUUCACUGGGUUUUAUUUGAGAUAAAGCUGUCAUUGUCACAUGUUAUGAUCAUCAUACAGUAUCGUGAUAAUCAUCCUCAUGCAUUCUGAUCCUCUCAUUUUAAAUUCCAAGUGCAGCGUGUCUGAAACUAAAUAAAAUAUCGUGCAUUGGAUUACUGAUCUGCAUUGAACUCGUC